Macrosteles quadrilineatus (aster leafhopper) is the source of this 1374-nucleotide messenger RNA. Its product is annotated as caseinolytic peptidase B protein homolog. Gene Ontology annotation, molecular function: ATP hydrolysis activity; ATP binding. Gene Ontology annotation, cellular component: cytoplasm; mitochondrion. The record is from RefSeq and is a predicted model, not a curated record. The transcript is spliced from 8 exons. Gene Ontology annotation, biological process: cellular response to heat. The coding region runs from base 31 to 1212 and encodes 393 amino acids. NCBI's taxonomy places the organism in Eukaryota, Metazoa, Arthropoda, Insecta, Hemiptera, Cicadellidae.
UGGGGGGGAAGAGACGAAUUGCGAUGGUGCAUGGAGGGGAGAAGAGUUGGAUUUUACGGAUUUGACAGAAUGCGAUCAAUGAGAAUGCGACGGUUUAUCAACUACUCACCUGGUUUCUCGUACUCUUCUUCGAGACAAAAAUCAAUAGAGGAGAGGCGAAGGUUUCCCCUGGAACAAAGACUUAAACAACACAUUGUUGGGCAGGAAGGACCGAUCCCUAUUGUGGCAGCAGCAAUUAGGCGUAAAGAAAACGGAUGGGCUGAUGAUGAGCAUCCUCUGGUAUUUUUGUUCCUGGGCUCCUCAGGGAUUGGCAAGACUGAACUAGCCAAACAGUUGGCCCAUUAUAUACACAAAGACGAGGCUGACGCCUUUAUAAGACUAGAUAUGUCGGAAUACCAGGAGAAACAUGAGGUAGCCAAGAUGAUUGGAGCCCCAUCUGGGUAUGUAAGAUUUGAUGGCGGAGGUCAGCUGACCAAGAGACUGAGAAAAUGUCCCGAUGCUGUUGUUCUGUUUGACAAAGUUGACAAAGCUCAUCCUGAUGUUCUCACUGUAUUGCUUAAAUUGUUUGAUGAGGGUAGGUUGACAGAUGGAAUGGGAAGAACAAUAAUUGAGUGCAAGAACGCCAUAUUUGUAAUGACAUCAAACCUUGCGAGUGAUGAGAUUGCAGAACAUGCAUUGCAGUUACGGCGGGAAGCUCAGGACCUCAUGAAUCAGAGAUUGGAGGGAAAGUUUGAUGAAGAAACCUCUUCAAACAUAACUAUUUCUCGUCACUUCAAAGACAAAGUGGUUAGACCAAUUUUGAAGAAACAUUUUGGCAGAGACGAAUUUCUCGGAAGAAUCAACGAAAUUGUUUACUUUCUUCCUUUUUCAAAUGCUGAACUUAACAAGUUGGUUUCAAAAGAGUUGUGCACUUGGGCGAAAAAGGCGCAAGAGAAACACAUGAUUUCUCUAGAGUGGGCGAGGAGAGUAGAAAGUGUGUUAGCGGAAGGGUACGAUGUUCACUAUGGAGCUCGAAGCAUCAAGUACGAAGUAGAGAGACAAGUAGUGAGUCGGCUGGCGGCCGCUCAUGAGAAAGGAACCAUUGACAAAGGAUCUUCAGUGUUCGUUACCACCCACCAGCAAGACAGAGAUAGCAAACCUCUUUUGAGGUUUCGAGUGAAGAGAAAAUGUGACAAAGUGUUCACCGACUAUGACGAACAUUUCUUAUCAUAGAUUACAUCUACCAAUAAAACUACGGUAACUUGGUAGGAUUACGUUGUUACAUUUUUCAUUUGAUUUUUUUUGUCAGAAAGGUUGUUAUUUUUAAAUGUUUUGAAUUUAAAUAUUUUAUAUAAUUUAAUAGCCAGUUAUGAAGUUACUAGCAUUUAUUAAAAA